AUAGCAAACCGGGGCAUUCAGGAAUGCCUCUUUGGGCUACUCCUGAUUCUCAGCAAAGGUGGACAAAUGGGUGAAGUUAUACCAACAGUGAUCGAGCAAAGGAAAAGCUGCUGAAGACAAACGUCUUCUGAACUCGAGCAGAUUGGACGAACAUCAUCAUCGGUAUUCUCUCAUGCAUCCUGUCUUUUGAUGGAAGAAUCCAGAUAAUUUCUCAUUCGACUCAACUAAAACAGGCCAAUCUGACGGAAAAAAAAAUAACAUGCUGUGAAGCUUUGCAAUUCUGUGAGGAACAUUUCAGCUUGAUAGCCUAAAUGCCUUUAACCUAGUCAAAACCGGGUGAGGUACUGCCUCGAUAGGCACGAGGAAAGAAGUGUCGUCGUUUACCUUUACUGAAGGAAAGGCAUAUGCAACGCAAAAAAGCGAACAAGUUUAAGGAUUAAGAGGUGUCAAAAUCUCAAGAACGAGCGUGAAGAAUGGCAGCCACUUUGUCGGCGGAGGAAGAACAGGCUACCAAGCAGUUUCUGGAGGAAAUCAACAAGUGGACCAGUCAGCAUGGAGUGUCCCCCUUGUCCUGGGAAGUGGCCGUCAAGUUCCUCAUGGCACGCAAGUUCGACGUGUUCCGAGCCAUUGAGCUCUUCCACUGCUACCGGGAGACACGUUUGAAAGAGGGCAUUGUCAAACUACAGCCCCAGGAGGAACCUUUGCGUUCUGAACUGCUCAGUGGGAAGUUCACUGUACUGAGUGUGCGAGACCCAUCAGGCGCCUCCAUAGCCUUGUACACAGCCAAACUCCACCACCCCAACAAGACAGGCAACCAUGUUGUCCUUCAGGCUCUUUUCUACCUCUUGGACCGGGCUGUGGAGAGCUUUGAAACUCAAAGAAAUGGCCUUGUUUUCAUUUACGACAUGGCGGGUUCCAACUACACCAACUUUGAGCUAGACCUCAGCAAGAAGAUCCUCAACUUACUCAAGGGGGCGUUCCCUGCCAGGCUGAAGAAGGUGUUAAUAGUGGGGGCCCCUGUGUGGUUCCGUGUCCCCUACAACCUUCUGAGCCUGCUGCUGAAGGAGAAACUCAGAGAGAGGGUCCAAAUGGUCAAAAUGGCUGACCUCCGUCAGCACCUCCCCCGAGACUGUCUCCCUGAGCACCUGGGUGGGCUGCUUCCACUGGAUGCCCAUGGCUGGAACCAGCAGCUCCUGGCAGGGCAGAACGGCCGGGUGGACCCAGUAGAUGAGCUGGUCGGCAUCCCUCUAGAGGACUCGUCGAUCCACACCCCCGGGCCAGAAGCCAUGCACCUACCAGACUUCAUGGUCCACCUGGGCAGGCUCCAGCGCUCAGGCAUCCACCUGGAGUAUGAGGAGAUCCGUAAGGAGCAGCCACCAGGGUCCUUCCACUGUGCACUAAUGCCAUUCAACCAAGAGAGGAAUCGGUACGGGGAUGUCUUAUGUCUCGACCAAACGAGAGUUCGCCUUAGACCCAGAAGAAAUGAGAAAUCCGACUACAUCAACGCCAGCUUCAUGGAUGGCUACAAACAGAAGAAUGCAUACAUUGGUACUCAAGGCCCAAUGGAGAAAACCUAUGGUGAUUUCUGGAGAAUGGUCUGGGAGCAAAACGUGCUAGUCAUUGUCAUGACUACAAGGACUGACGAGGGCAGUCGGAAAAAGUGUGGUCAGUACUGGCCUCUGGAGGAAGGAGGUCAGGAGGUGUACGGUCACAUGGCAGUUGUCAACCAGAGAGUGGACAACCACUCGCACUACAACCAGACCACCCUGGAGUUGCACAACACAGAGAACUGUGAGCAGAGGCAGGUGACCCACUUCCAGUACCUCAGCUGGCCCGACUACGGCGUCCCCACCUCUGCUGUGACGCUCAUCGAUUUCCUGGGGGCCGUCAAGAGACAGCAGAGGCGGUCGGUAAAGGCCAUGGGGCCCCAGUGGAGGGGCCAUCCCUUGGGACCUCCCAUGGUGGUUCACUGCAGUGCGGGCAUCGGCAGAACAGGUACCUUCUGUGCCCUGGAUAUCUGUCUUUCACAGCUGCAGGAUGUGGGGACACUCAAUGUGUGUCAGACGGUGCGACGGAUGAGAACACAGAGGGCCUUCACCAUCCAAACGCCCGACCAGUACUACUUCUGCCACAAUGCCAUCUUGGAGCAUGCGCAGAGACAGGGCCUGCUAUCAGCCAAUCAGUGAUGCCCUGGUUGUUGUCAUUGCCAAUCCUUGACAUUUCUAGCAGCCAUUCCAUAAAUCCAGGCGAUACUUUGUAGCCAAUCAGCAUGCCGCUUCUAAGGAAUAUCGUCACUACUUCUUCUCUUUAAAGAGGUCUAAGACCAAUUAUUUCCUCCUGAUUCUGUCACCUUUUACAGAGCCACUAUUAUGAUGUAAAAUGGAAGACUCCGUCACAUGCAAGUCAAAUGUCAUAGGUUUUUUGUCUUCGGGGGAGGAGUUGAAAUAAUUAGGUGGCUGAUCUGUGUCUAUGCGAGUCCCAUGUAAGUUUUGUGAUAUACUGAACACAUCAGUUGCUUUGGUGUCUUGUGUGAUCCAGGUACUUCGCAGCAACCGGUAACACAAACAUUGUGAUCAACAUCCUUAUUCUAUGAAUGUACCACUUUGACCAGUUCAGAAACCUCUCAGAAGGCCUUUAGCCCAUAAAGACUGUAAAAGAGAAGAAUGAAAUUGGAGGAAGAAUGUAAAUUAUUUGGCGUUUUCCUCCCAACUCCUGGUAGUGUCAUUGUGACCUUAGCAUUAUGACUACACCCUGCAUACAAUAAUUGAACCCCUUCCUUAACUAUUGUGAUCAUAUUCAAUGACUAGUAAGUGCUCAGAUUGUCUGACUAGUCAACAAGACUGAUUGCAGUUUUAUCUCUCAAGAUGUCAUGGUUCAAGUUGUUGGUAAUAUGCCUAUGCAUUGAAAACCAUUUAUUUGUUUUGGUUGUUUGGCACAAUUAAGUUGUCCUACCAAAUACAAAUAAUGUAGCUAUACUAAAGUCUACAUAUUAUUUGUUUUGUUCUCACUAAAAUCUAUUUUUGUCAAUAAUACCCACAUUGGCACAUUGUCCCUCUUUUGGAUUGUUCUUUGAAAACUCAAGAGGAACCUCUCUUGACCUUGCCUCUCAUGGCCGACUGAAACAAAUGGCUACAUGCAGAAUUUGCAACAGUGACGCAUUCCCUGCUUACCGUUCUGAUCUUAGCCUCAACCACUGGGAGAUAAAAAUGCAUAGCUAACCCUGAGUUUAACUAAAGUAUAUUAAGGUUGUUAAUGUUUAGCAAUCUUCUGUUGAUGUUGCAAUUUCAAUGCAUUUCCUGCAAAUCUUAAGAAUUAAGGGAUAGCCUCUUUACAACUCGUGAAAUGUAUGCCUUUAUUCAGUCAUUGUAUGCAAUUAACACUGGCUGUUCAAAAGCUUCCUGUGAAAACCUUGCAGUGAUUAUGACAUAAAAUGUUUAAUCACUGCUGUUUUUCCUCUCCAUCGCCGUUUGUAUGCUAUAGUGAUGCAUCGUCACCUGAGUUUGUCGAACCUGUGAUGGACAUGGUUGAGGAAGCCCAUGAUCUUGCUUCCGCCUUAAGAUGCCAGUCUUAGACCUCACCUCAGUAGUGCAAUAUACUUUUUUUGCACAGCCACGUUGAAGCACUUUGAAACAGCCAUUCAUAGUGCUUUUAGAGAUUCAGAGUUCUUGUCGUUUAGUGCAUUUAAGGUCCAAUUGCGACUCUGGGAGAUUAUAUACAUGUGAUACAGACAUAACUUGUUACUGUUCACUGGACCUUUAACCUUCAGACUUGUCUGAUAGUUUAAUGGAAACAUCUAGAGACCAUAGCCAUAUUUGUCACAUGCAUACUUCUCACGUUCUACCUUGUCACCUCCUAAAAACCCACUGGAUGAGUUCCCUUCCCCUGACCAUCUCCUCCAAUGGGAUUUAAGACAUGAGGGGGGGCAUGAGGAGUAUACAGGUGAGAAAAGGCCCAACUACCCUGAUAUAUUGAUGAUUGUGAAAUAUUUCCAUUCCCAUUGCUGUACAGUGUCUGUGCAUCAUAUUACAUGAUAUUGUCAUUGGAUGAAUGUUCUUUGCUACUGAAUUCAUAUUGAAUUUGCUUGUAGUGGAGCCUCAUUUAAGUCCGCCAUCAUUGUGCACUCUUAAUGAUUUUAGAAUUAUUGCUUUUAAUGACGGACAAAGUGUGACCAAUUUUAUUUUUCUAUAGUAUUCAACAACUUUUUUCUUACAAGUAUUCAGACUUUAAAAGUAUCUACUUUAAAUGUUAUUAUAUUUUCUCCAUUAUAACCUAUUACCUUUUAUUAGUAUAAUUAUCAUGACAAUUUGAAUCGAUAUGCUGUAUGAAAAGCCAACAUUUGUCUAAACAAUGUAUAUUUGAAAUAGUUAUGACCCACUUAAUUUGUUUUGCCAACAAUGUUUUCCAACUGGAGGAGACUGAUAUGUAAUCUUUCAAUGGUAGACCAAAACAGUGUAUUCAGCAUAUUAAAUGAAAAAUGGUUGUUCCUAAUGGA
Messenger RNA from Esox lucius (northern pike), 4492 nucleotides. RefSeq names its product protein tyrosine phosphatase non-receptor type 9a (gene ptpn9a). Gene Ontology annotation, molecular function: protein tyrosine phosphatase activity. The transcript is spliced from 13 exons. Bases 474 to 2186 code for a protein of 570 amino acids. Gene Ontology annotation, biological process: protein dephosphorylation. The record is from RefSeq and is a predicted model, not a curated record. Lineage: Eukaryota; Metazoa; Chordata; Actinopteri; Esociformes; Esocidae.